UCCUGUCUGUCGUGCUGGGGAUCACGAACUCAGCCCAAACCCCGACAAACAACGACCCGCGGCUCCGGUCAGACCCUCCGUCUGCGCGGCCCGGAGGAGAGAAGACGCUGCUGAGAGUGAGGGUCACUCGGGCGCUCCAACCUUCAGCCUGCCCAACUUUACUCUCCUGAUCCACAGGGCUGCAUGAAGCUGCCGCGCCUCUGCUCCUCUUCACCUCUCCAGACCUUUAUGAACUCCACCUCCUCCACCUCUCCGGCCUGAGCUGCUCCCCUCUCAGCCCUACAGCUAUGAUCCUGGAGAAACUGUCCAGAGCAAACCUCGUCCUGCGCUCCACGGCCUUGGUGAGGCAGGUCCACUCCUCCUCCUCCUCUUCCUCUUCCUCCUCUUCCCCCACCUCCGUGCCUCCUCAGCCGGUGCCCCCCCUCGCCCAUACCCUGCAGAAGUACCUGACCGCCCUGCAGCCCCUCCUGCCGCCCGAUGAGCUCGAGCACACCCGCAAGAUGGUCCAGCGCUUCGGUAGUCCAGGAGGUCUGGGCGAGAAGCUGCAGCAGGGCUUGGAGAGGAGGGCCAGGCACAGCCACAACUGGAUAACAGACUGGUGGGUGCAGUGGGCGUACCUGGAGAGCCGUCAGCCUUUGGCGGUCCACUCCAACCCGGCCAUCUCUCUGCCCAGACAGGACUUCAGUGACUGGAGGGGUCAGCUAGUGUUUGCAGCGAAGCUCAUUUCUGCAGUGCUGGACUUCAAGGCCCGAGUGGACAGUGGUCGUCUGCCUGUAGAGUACAUGCGUGGUAGGCCGUUGUGUAUGGAGCUGUAUCCUCAGCUCUUUUCGUCCUGUCGCGUUCCUGGACCGAAGCAUGAUCACGUGGUCCAUUACGGCCGGCCCCGUCGUGGCCCCACCCACAUCACCGUCGUCCGCAACUACCAGUUUUUCCAGCUGGACGUGUACAACAGUGAUGGCACUCCGCUCACUCAGGGUCAGAUUCACGCUCAGCUGUGCCGCAUCCGCUCUCAGUCAUGGAAGACUGAUAAAGAGCCCAUGGGCAUCCUGACCAGCGAACACCGGCACACCUGGGGUCAGGCCUACAACCGCCUGCUGCACGACAGGAUCAAUAAGGAGUCGGUGAGGCUGAUUGAGAAGGGCAUCUUCACGCUGUGUCUCGACUCCCCCGUCAUGAGGAUCUCCGAUGAGAAGUAUGCAAGUCGAAUGGCAGCUCAGAUCCUGCAUGGAGGAGGAACUUAUUCCAACAGCGGGAACCGCUGGUUUGAUAAGACAGUACAGUUUGUGGUAGGCGAGGAUGGUUCUUGGGGUCUCUUGUAUGAGCAGGCCACGGCUGAAGGCCCUCCAGUAUCAACACUGCUGGACCACGUUCUGCAGUACUGUAAGAAGACUGAUACAGUUAGAGAUCCUCUCAUUCCUCUGCCGAUGCCAAAGAAGCUCUACUUCUACAUUGACCCAGCGAUCAAAUGGGACAUUGAGAUGGCCAAACAGAAUCUGGACAUCCUCAUCAACGACCUGGACAUCACCUGCUUCAACUUCCAGCGCUUUGGGAAGGAGUUCGCCAAACGGCUCCGCCUCAGCCCCAACUCCGUCAUCCAGGUGGCCAUCCAGCUGGCCUACUACAGAGUGCACAGCGACGUGUGCGCUGCGUGCGACAUCGCCUCCCUCCGAAUGUUCCGGGGGGGACGCACCGACUACAUCCGCUCCCCCACCAAUCAGAUGCUGAGCUUCAUCCAGGCCUUCGACAACCCCGCCGUCUCUAGAGAAGCCAAGAUUGAGCUGCUCAGAGAGGCUGUGGAGGCGUACAGUCAGCUCACAGAUCAGGCGCUUCACGGGCAUGGCAUAGAUCGCCACCUGCUGGGCCUGAAGUUGCAGGCCAUCGAGGAGGGACUGAGCGUGCCCAGAAUGUUCAUGGACACGGCUUAUGGGCUGGCCACACACUGGAAACUCAGAACAGGACAGGUUCCCACUAACACGGACAGCGUGAUGUGUUUUGGGCCGCUGGUUCCGGACGGCUACGCGGUGUGCUACAACCCGCAGCCGGACCACGUUCACUUCUCCGUCACGGCCUUCAACUGCUGUGAGGAGACCAACGCAGAGAAGCUGGCCGUCACCCUGGAGAGCACCCUCUGUGAUAUACAGGAGCUACUGCACCCUCCCGCGUAGCGCUGUGGUGGUCUCGAACUUGACUGAUUGACCUGAAGGGCUCGAUGAACCUUUAAGAACCUCUGACAGCCUCCUUAACUGCCUUGUCUCGUCUUCAGGAGGACUCCUCUCUAUGGAGAGCAGAGUGGUCAGGAGUAUAGAACAAGCUUCAGACACCAGACACUCCUUUAUCCUUUGGGUUAAAGGCCUGAUAAAUAAUAAUAAUAAUAAUAAUAAUAAUAAUAAAAAAGUUCAGGAGUGUAAAACAAGCAUAAACUCCUCGUUUAUCAGGUGUGUUAAUAGCACAUUAAAUAAUAAUAAUAGUAAUUAAAAAAAUGAAAGAAUGAAUAAUAAACACAAUCAUAAUUUCCCAUUUAAAACUUGAAAUAUUUGUAGUGGUAGGUAGAAAGUGGUAAAUGUUGACACGAAUUAUGAGCCCCGGUGGUUAGAAAGCUGGGAAAAAUGCCUUUAUUUUCUACUUCGUCGUCUGUCAUUUGGCUAGUCGCUCUGUCUAGCAGUUAUCGUGACGUUAAAAAUGACGGAAUAAUGAUAACAAUUGUGCUCGUGCUAAUCGCACGGCUAAUUUAGCAUUUUUGGCUAAACUGCUUUUACCCUGUCCCGUGUUUUUCAAACAUGUUUCUGACCCGUUACCCCAAAAAACUCAUCUUUGGUUUGACCAAAUAAUGCUAAUGUUUGUGCUCAUGCUAAGUGGAGCGGCUUACUUAGCGUAGCCACACUUGUGCAUUUGUGGACGGUGGCGCGACCCGUUGUUAUCAAGCUAGCAUUUUUGGCUAUUACCACUUUUAUGGAAAACCUGUUUCUAAUCUGUUGCCCUGAAAUCAUCUUUAGCUCAACCAGAUGAUGUCAGCAUUCGUGUCGAGGCUAAGAUUCAGUUAAAUGUGACCAGCAGUUAGCCAGUCAUAAUGUUUGGCUUGAUUUAAGUAGUAAAUUGAGUUCUUAGUUAUAAGAAUGAUGUGUUUUUUUGUUUGUUUGGUUUUUGUUUGUUUUUCUUUUUCCAAAUAACAUUUGUGGUCAUGCUAGGUGGCACAGCUAGCUUAAAAGGAUUGCUAGCCACUCAUGUACAUUUGUGGAUGCUGGCAUUCAUGCACUGCUAGCUUCCACGUAUUGUUAGCAGGUUAGCAUUUUUGGCACAACCACCUCUGUUGCCACUUUUUUGGAGACCCAUUUCUAAUCUGUUACCCUAAAAUCAUCAUUAGCUCAACCAGAUAACGCGGACAUUUGUGCCCAGGCUAAGUUUCAGCACAUAGCCAGUUAGUUAGCCAGCUGAGUUUCAUUUAAAUAUGACCAGUUAGCCAGUUAUAAUGUUUGACUCACACCAGAAACCCAACAAUAUUGCUUAUUCUGUCUUUAAAUCCACGGUCAGGCCGAUUUGAGGACCGAGUUUGAGCUUUUACGCAAUGUUUUUCAUGUUUUCUCAAGUUUGUAAUAGAAACUGGGCCAUCUGUGAUUUGACCUUGCUUGCAUUCGACCGUAUUUCUAAUCCAAAUGUUAAUCCUUUGAUGAUUUUGAAACCAAAUACAGACUCAGUACAGUUGAUGUAUAUUAAGUUACAUAUUAUUUAGAAUUAAAAUAUUGUGGAAGCUUUAAAAGGAAAGCAUUAAAGAGAGAAUGAAGCUCAGAGGAGGCUUCACUGAAGUGUUUGAAAUGGAUACGACCCGUCAGUCAGUCAGCAUCCGUGACCUGCGUCUCAUGACAGCAAGUGUUGUGCUCUGCUAAGUUCCUUUCUGAUGUUUGUAAAGUCAUUUUAGAGGGAAAUUCCACAGAUUUGGUAACCAAGAUGUAAACAGAGUCAUUCAGAGUAGUUUGGUAUGAAAUGGUUCAUUGCAGAGAAAAGUACUGACUCAGAUGUCUUUACAGUGGUGGUGAUAGGAACCAGGGGUCACAAUGACUACAACACAGAUGUAGUCAUGUGUUUUACCAUCCAAAAACACCAGUGAACCUACACGAGUCUUCUGAGUGUUUAUAGGUAAUGUUGAUGAUGCAAAAAUGGUGAUAAAUCUGAAAAAAUAAGUUUUCCUUGGGGACUAUUUUGCCUGACAACGAUUAAAAAAAAAAGUUUUAGACCAAAAUCUUCUCAAAACUAUCAUAAAACAGUGUCUCAGUCAUCAGGCAGUGAAUUCAUAACCAUUUCAUGUAAUAACUUUCUGUGAGGGAGCUUUUAGAGGUGGACGUCUGGUUCCUAUCACCACCACUGUGAACAAUUCUCACUCUAGAAUGCAGCAUUUCACAUCAAACCACUCUGAAUGACACUGUUUACAUCUCAGCCAUUUAAUUACGCACAAAUUAGGAAAAAUCGGUGGAAUUCACCUUCAGACAAACUGAACUCUUCUUGUUGUGCUUGGAAAAAAUGCAGUGUUUAGCAGAAAAAGGAAGAAGAAAGCUUGUGGAAGUUCCAUAGUGCACCACCCUCCAUUUGGCUGCUGUGAUGGCAGAUGUUUUGAUCUGGGUGCGUUUUGGGAGUCACAUGGAGCAGGAGGGAGGUCGUGGGUCAUUGUGGGAUCUCUGCGUCUCCUAUGUAUGAAAAUCUCUACUUAUAUCUGAAAAAUACGCUUGGAAUUAUACAGUUUUGUAUCAGAUGUAGCUCAUUUAUGUGUACUGAAUGUGCCACUUUUUGGGGGAAAAUAAAGACAGUUUUGUACACUAUCAAAAUAGCAAAUCAAGUAUAUUGACAUCUGCGCUAAGUGGUGUGACGGGAGGAGAGAGUCUGAAAAGUCGUCAGGGUUUGGUGCCAGUAGACCUCCAGAGCGUCUCAUUUUGUUGUCUUGAGUCAUGCCCACAUAAGGAACUGUUAAAAGCUAUUCUAAGAUGUCUAAGCUGUUUUCCUUUAUGGGGAAAAAUGAAAGGCAUUCAUGAAAAUCUGUGGUAAACAAAAAUGUCCCGUGUCCCUUUUUCUUGGGAUGUCACUGGAUCCUCUGAAUUAGGAAGUCGAUAAGGAAUCAAAAUGCAAAUAAUGCGACACGCAAGCUAACACUGCUACACGUUAAAGUGACAUCACGACAUCACUGUAAAAGAAAACAAAAAUUUAUGGAAAAAAGGGUAAAAAAACAGCGAGAGUACAAAACAAACCCCUUUGCUUAACAAUAAAGCAUGUUUUUCUCAAUUACGGUAAAAGUCUGUAAAAUUACGGUCAAUUAGUUGUUUUUAGAAAUACCGUAAUUCAACAGUUUCACUAGUUCAACUAGUUAAUCUGACAUUCAGUAUUUUACCAAAGUAACAGUAACAACCAUUAAAAUAAACUUAAAUGCCUGCGAAUUAGCCAGUGUGGUCAUUCAGUUGCUUUGGCAGUGGUCGAGCACAUCACAAGAAGCUGGUGUUGGUAUUUAACAGCGUUAAAGUAUCAUGAGUUCGAUGCAUUAGAGUCUUGGCUUGCUCGUAGCAUGUAUGGAGCAAUGUCCAUACUUCAGCUGCUAAAUGACCUCGUAAUUUAGAGGCCGCUGUGACAUUCGGAGGGAAAAUGAAUGUAAGACAAAGCUUAUCGGGUUAGGAACGUCAUGUCCACCACUGGGUGUGUCGGUUUUUCAAAUGUGCCAUUCAUUUUUACCCGUAGAGAUAACCGGCUUAGACUCAGAAUUCCUUAUUUGGGAAUGAUGAUGACUACAGACACACGUUUCUUCACAGCCUGUACUCUAGAUGUUGGAACAUUGCUGUGAGGAUUUGAUUGAGCAUUAGUGAGGUCAGGUACUGAUGUUGGAUGGUCAGUUCUGGAUCACUCCAACUCAUCCCAAAGGUAUUGGAUGGAGCUUUAUCACUCCCGAAAACACAGUUUGACAGCUCCACAGCCCAGUGCGGGGGGGGUCUUUAUACCCCCUCUAGUUCAUGCUUUGGUCAUAGGCUCCUGAGCGGCUGCUCCAGAGUGUCCCAUUCUGUUGGUCAUUGCUUUUCUAUGGAGAUUAUACAAGCUGUAUCAGUAAUGGGUGAAUCUUCACUCACUAAAAGAGCCGUCUGAAUUCAUGGCAUCUACAUUCAUAUGGAUUGACUGAAACGGGGGUCACUGGGUGGGUCAGGGUGGACAUUUGCACUACAGACGAAUUUCGUACAGAUCAAACUGCUUUUCCACCUUCCAACCCACUACAUCUAUAACACUGUCUCGUACUGGUUUCUGCCUGGUCUGUGCUGUGGAGGUAAUGCACCAUGUUUAUCCUGCUGAGGGUGGCAGGACCAAACAGGGCAGCCGCCUUCACUUCGUUAUUUCAGCGUGUUAGCAAGGCUAAUAUGGAGAUUUACAGUGCCAAUAAAGAGUUACACAGGCUUAUAAAUGUAUACAUGGAUGAAUCUGCUCACUUGUAUGGCUGCUAUUGGAUCGGAUUGUAAUUAAAAGUUGCUUUGUUUGGAA
Colossoma macropomum (tambaqui) is the source of this 6498-nucleotide messenger RNA. It is a transcript of the gene cratb, whose product is annotated as carnitine O-acetyltransferase b. Bases 288 to 2165 code for a protein of 625 amino acids. The record is from RefSeq and is a predicted model, not a curated record. Gene Ontology annotation, biological process: carnitine metabolic process, CoA-linked. NCBI's taxonomy places the organism in Eukaryota, Metazoa, Chordata, Actinopteri, Characiformes, Serrasalmidae. The transcript has 15 exons. Gene Ontology annotation, molecular function: carnitine O-acetyltransferase activity. Gene Ontology annotation, cellular component: peroxisome.